Messenger RNA from Oncorhynchus keta (chum salmon), 4582 nucleotides. Its product is annotated as protein SPT2 homolog. The record is from RefSeq and is a predicted model, not a curated record. The transcript has 3 exons. The coding region runs from base 1841 to 3049 and encodes 402 amino acids. NCBI's taxonomy places the organism in Eukaryota, Metazoa, Chordata, Actinopteri, Salmoniformes, Salmonidae.
CUUUGAGAGAGAGCUUAGUUCAACUCUCUCUCUCUUUCCUGUCUUUCUUCCUCUCUCAUCUUCCCCUUAUCUCUCUUCCUUUGUGAGCACCCUGAAAAGUGCCUUAUCCUAUCACAUGGGUCCGAUUGGGCUUACAUGCCUGCCAGGCUAAAAUAUUCUCAGGCUUCCUCACAGGUCUUUUGAACAGUGAAAGGGGAAAUCAUUUGAACUGUAAUGCAAGAAUCACACAUCGCCAGGGAAUUUGCAUGCAGCUUGGGAUGUGGUCAGGGGAGCUAUUUAACGUGGGUCAAUGAUUUCUGUUUUGAUUGAUUGGAGAGAAGUCUAUCUCCAGGCUAAGAGAGAGGCUGAUUGCUAAUGCUAGACCCCCGGUGGGAAGAUAGAGGCGAAGGAAGGUGACUCAGUUGUAUAACAGUAAUGGUUGCUGAUCUCUGUUGAGUGGAUUCCCUACAGGAACGCCGUAGUAACAGGUGUGUUGUUGCUCUUAACACCAGGCUUUCACACAGUAGGCGCAUGGUGAAAAUCGUAGGUGGUCUGGAACUAUUGUCCCUGACUGAAAUGGAGAGCAUCUGUUGCAUGUUGCUUGUAUGUUCUGUCCUGACAGCUUUGUCCAACCAAAUGUAUUUUUCCUUGUUAACUAAUUUCAAUCCAUCUCCAGUCCUUAGUUGUACCUAUGUAGUGCACUAUAUAGGGAAUAUUGCGUCAUUUGGAACACCUCCAUGGAACCUGAGGAAGAUAAAUCAUGUCCUGGAUGCGACCCAAGACCCUCUCUGUACCUCUUGUGGAAACGCUAGGGACAAAUGUAAUCGGUGCUUGUGCCGGUUUAUCAUUUCUAAGCACAGAGGAUAUUUCUCCCGGUGAGGUCAUCCUGUCAGUCUCUAUCUGCUGUGUCUGUAGUCUAAGAAUAGCCCUGUGAUUAAGCAGAUAAUCAUCAUUAGAGGUGGUAGUUAAAGUGUAAAAUAUGAUAGGCGCAUAGGAAGGGAGAGGCUUUACAGGAAGGGAAAUCCUCAUGGAGCACAACACACACACACACACGCACGCACACACACACACACACACACACACACACACACACACACACACACACACACACACACACACACACACACACACACACACACACACACACACACACACACACACACACACACACACACACACACACACACACACACACACACACACACACACACACACACACACACACACACACACACACACACACACACACACACGGAUCAUCACAUCAUCACAUCAGCAGCAUGGGCCUUUAACCAUAUUUUAAUAUAACAGCCAGGGAAAUGCGUCAUCAUGCAUGCCUUGUUUAUGAUCAAUCAUUUAUAUGGUUGUAUCUGUCAUUUAGGAAUAGUGGUAGCAUUAUUCAGCAGGUUUCAGUUGGUUUGUUCCUAUAAAGGAUUCUAUGUUCCCAGGGAGAUAAGCUAUCACGCCCACUGGGGUAACUGAAAAUGUUAAUUACGCAGAGUCUUUGCUUCAAGCGCUUUUCUUUUAGAGAGAUGGAUAAGGGAGAUUACGUCAAACCAAUUCUACAGUAUCUUAACACAUUUAAUCCAAAUGUAUUAUUAACUUUCCUAGUUAAAGGUUAAAAAAAACAACUAAAAAAACAUCACAUUUCUGUCAUCUUGUGUAACACAAUGACCAAAAUAGCAGCACAUUAUUCAAAUAAACAGAUUUAUCUAGCCUCAACAUAGUUCCACUUCUUCUGGUGUACACUGCACAGCUUGCCUCAGUGACAGAGACCACACUCCCCGUGUCAAGGCUCAGAAGAAGACCCAGACAGUUUCAAAGUAACAAAAGUUUAUUACAAAAACAGGGGGGCAGGCAAAUGACAGGUCAAGGACAGGCAGAGGUCAGUAAUCCAGAGCAGAGUCCGAAAGGUACAGAACGGCAGGCAGGCUCAGGGUCAGGGCAGGCAGAGGUCAGUAAUCCAGAGCAGAGUCCGAAAGGUACAGAACGGCAGGCAGGCUCAGGGUCAGGGCAGGCAGAGGUCAGUAAUCCAGAGCAGAGUCCGAAAGGUACAGAACGGCAGGCAGGCUCAGGGUCAGGGCAGGCAGAGGUCAGUAAUCCAGAGCAGAGUCCGAAAGGUACAGAACGGCAGGCAGGCUCAGGGUCAGGGCAGGCAGAGGUCAGUAAUCCAGAGCAGAGUCCGAAAGGUACAGAACGGCAGGCAGGCUCAGGGUCAGGGCAGGCAGAGGUCAGUAAUCCAGAGCAGAGUCCGAAAGGUACAGAACGGCAGGCAGGCUCAGGGUCCGGGCAGGCAGAGGUCAGUAAUCCAGAGCAGAGUCCGAAAGGUACAGAACGGCAGGCAGGCUCAGGGUCAGGGCAGGCAGAGGUCAGUAAUCCAGAGCAGAGUCCGAAAGGUACAGAACGGCAGGCAGGCUCAGGGUCAGGGCAGGCAGAGGUCAGUAAUCCAGAGCAGAGUCCGAAAGGUACAGAACGGCAGGCAGGCUCAGGGUCAGGGCAGGCAGAGGUCAGUAAUCCAGAGCAGAGUCCGAAAGGUACAGAACGGCAGGCAGGCUCAGGGUCAGGGCAGGCAGAGGUCAGUAAUCCAGAGCAGAGUCCGAAAGGUACAGAACGGCAGGCAGGCUCAGGGUCAGGGCAGGCAGAGGUCAGUAAUCCAGAGCAGAGUCCGAAAGGUACAGAACGGCAGGCAGGCUCAGGGUCAGGGCAGGCAGAGGUCAGUAAUCCAGAGCAGAGUCCGAAAGGUACAGAACGGCAGGCAGGCUCAGGGUCAGGGCAGGCAGAGGUCAGUAAUCCAGAGCAGAGUCCGAAAGGUACAGAACGGCAGGCAGGCUCAGGGUCAGGGCAGGCAGAGGUCAGUAAUCCAGAGCAGAGUCCGAAAGGUACAGAACGGCAGGCAGGCUCAGGGUCAGGGCAGGCAGAGGUCAGUAAUCCAGAGCAGAGUCCGAAAGGUACAGAACGGCAGGCAGGCUCAGGGUCCGGGCAGGCAGAAUGGUCAAAAACCGGCAAAGCUGGAGACAAUGUAAAUGUAAACUUCACGGUCAAUAUGGAGUCAACAUACAAGUGGAGGUAAAAACUAAUGUAAAUUAAGUUAGAAAUUGUGCUACUAAUGCACGACGGCACAAACACGUCUUGUAAAAUAAUUAUGUUUUUGUUUGGUUAGCUUUUGGAAGUUGUAGAAAUAAAAUGUUUUCCUUCUUCAGAAGUUACAGCUAGGCAGGCUAACAUUAUUUAGCUAUUUCAUUUGCUAGCUAUCAUACAGUAGGCUUAUAUUAAGAAUUAUAUAUUUCAUUUAAGUAGACAUGCACUCAUAAUUGACUGUAGCGUAUACAAAGCACCCACAAGCUACCGGUGGCUGAAAACACAGUCAUCGCGGGAUGAACGAGUGUAACGGUUUUCUUCUGGUGAAAGAGAGGCGGACCAAAAUGCAGCGUGGUUAGUUUUGUACAUCUUUAAUAAAGAUGAAAAUACAACAAUCUACAAAACAAGAAACGUGAAAAAACCAAAACAGUCCAAUCUGGUGCCACAAACACAAAGACAGGAACAAUCACCCACAAAACCCAACACAAAGACAGGAACAAUCACCCACAAAAGACCUAAAGAAUGCUACGUAAAUAUGGUUCCCAAUCAGAGACAACGAUAAACACCUGCCUCUGAUUGAGAACCACUCUAGGCAACCAUAGACUUACCUCGAGUACUACUCUAACCACAAUCCCAGAACUACAAACAACCCCAGACAAAACAAACCACAUAAAUCCCCAUGUCACACCCUGGCCUAACCAAAACAAUAACGAAAACACAGAAUACUAAGGCCAGGGCGUGACAACAAGUGACGAAUUUCUGGGCAAGUGUGGUCCAUUUAAAAAUGAUUCCUUCCUCCCUCGCCCUGCUAGUGUAUACUCGUCAGACGCCAUGAUACGUCAUCAGGAGUGUCCGCUUACAGUUUUUUUUAUCACUUUGGCAAUAAUUUCAGAACCUUGAUGUCAUUUUUCACAACACUAGACACAAAACUCACAACCGAUGAUCAAAAUGCACAUUUUUCAGAACUCUAACACUUUUCCCAAUAGCUUGGAUACAAUACACAUAAAGCUAAGAUAAUUUGUUCAUUGAACUAAAAUCACCUGUUCAAAAUGGCACAACUUAACAUCAAAGUAUUACCAUUUCAAAAUACAAUUCACACAUGACAUCUGAGAUGUCUAUUCAUUUCAUUACAAUGAUCUAACUAUCAGUUGAUACAACUGAUCAAAAUGAUAAGUAACUGUUGCAUUACUCUUUAUGCAUAGUUUUAUGGAAACUGACUAACAAUAUUCCAUGUUUAGAUCAUGAAAGUUUUAGGAUAACGAGAUCCAUUGACACCAAUUACUGUGGAACAUGAACCAAUGAGACGACAUUAUCUAUGGAUGUAAUAUUUCAUCAUCAUUCUUUAUCAGACACAGUUUCUAUGGUCCCAUGUACCACUUUUCCAGACCAUGUUUUCAGAUUUGACAUUACGGUACACUCACAGGUUUAUUAGGUACACCUAUCUAGUACUGGAUAGGACUCCCGUUUGCCUCCACAACAGCCUUAAUUAUUCACGGUGUUGUACGUUAAGAGAUGCCCUUCUGCA